Molecule: messenger RNA, 1819 nt
Organism: Mauremys mutica (yellowpond turtle)
Lineage: Eukaryota; Metazoa; Chordata; Testudines; Geoemydidae
Gene: TPM4
Product: tropomyosin 4
Exons: 9
Coding region: 496-1299 (267 amino acids)
Biological process (GO): actin filament organization; muscle contraction
Cellular component (GO): actin filament
Molecular function (GO): actin filament binding
Source: RefSeq, a predicted model, not a curated record
GCUUGUUAUGAAUGGGAAGCCAGACCAUUUUCCAUAACCCUGUGGACUGUUUAAGUGCUCUACAAACCAGAGCUGCUAAUGAGCUUUGUUUCAAGCAUAUGUGUUCAUAUGUCAACACUUUUGCAUAUGUCAGAAGGUUAAAAAUGGAAACAUUUUUUUCCUUUAAGAAAACAGACACCCAAAUAAGGAGACGUCUGAGCACUUAAGAUUCCCCUAGUGAAUCGCUUCCAGCUUGUUCCUUAGAAAGGCUUCACGUGAAAGGUCGGGUGGGAGGGGGAGGCGCACCAGGGAUUUGGGCUACAUCCAAAAUAUUGAGUAAGGGUCUUUGAGACUUUAAAGCUAACUACAACCAUUCAAGGGUUCACUGUGCUGCACACCUAUAGCAGUGCUCUACUACUUUCUCUACCUAUUUUUAAGACUGUUUGCUACAAGUUUGUUCUUGCAAAGCUUUUCUUCUCUUGUGUGUGAGAGACACAACCCCAUCCUCCAGCAAAAAUGGAAGCCAUCAAGAAAAAGAUGCAGAUGCUGAAGCUAGAUAAGGAGAAUGCAAUUGACAGAGCUGAACAGGCCGAAGCAGACAAAAAAGCAGCUGAGGACAAGUGCAAACAGGUAGAGGAUGAGCUGGUGGCACUGCAGAAGAAGUUAAAAGGAACUGAAGAUGAACUGGAUAAAUACUCAGAAGCUCUCAAAGAUGCUCAGGAAAAACUGGAACAGACUGAUAAGAAGGCAACAGAUGCAGAAGGUGAAGUGGCAGCUUUGAAUCGGCGUAUCCAGCUGGUGGAAGAGGAGCUGGAUCGUGCCCAAGAACGUCUGGCAACAGCCCUGCAGAAAUUGGAGGAGGCAGAGAAGGCAGCAGAUGAAAGUGAGAGAGGUAUGAAGGUUAUUGAAAACAGAGCAAUGAAGGAUGAAGAAAAAAUGGAAAUUCAGGAGAUGCAGCUGAAAGAGGCUAAGCAUAUUGCUGAGGAGGCUGACCGUAAAUAUGAAGAGGUUGCUCGUAAACUGGUCAUUUUGGAGGGUGAACUAGAGAGAGCUGAGGAACGUGCUGAGGUGUCAGAACUAAAAUGCAGUGACCUUGAAGAAGAACUAAAAAAUGUCACUAACAACCUAAAGUCCCUGGAGGCUCAGUCUGAGAAGUACUCUGAAAAAGAGGAUAAAUAUGAAGAAGAAAUCAAGCUUCUCUCUGACAAACUCAAGGAGGCUGAAACACGUGCAGAGUUUGCAGAAAGAACGGUUGCUAAACUGGAAAAGACUAUUGAUGAUCUAGAAGUUCCCCCAGCUCUUGCACCUGAAGCCAUGUGACCCUAACAGACAGGACUAUUAUCUACUGUGGAUCACAUGGCCAAUCUCCAGGGCAAGAAAAGAAAUAUAAAGCAGGAAAUGUGGGGUGAGCUGCAGCCAGAGUCCAGAACAAGACCAAGAAGACAGAGGACUGGAGAGGAGUUUUCAUUGCAGAGAAGGAGGCCAGAGAAAUCACUAGAAGACCAUUGAAAUGAUGAGGCAAACUCUAGGAAACCUCUAGGAUGUGCAAAACCAGCUCCUUGAACUGAUGACAAAGCAGUUUUACUGGAGACCCUUAGAGUGCCAUCUUCCCACCCAACACUACAGUGACAUCCCAGACAUAUCCUGCAGUCUGUGGACAAAACUGCUUCCUGAGCGCAGCACCUGCACGUCCCAGAAUUCCAUCAGCACUUUCCUCCACAUCCCACAUCCCAGGAGAGUGAAAACACUGAAUUCUGGGAGCCCACCUUCAUCCCCACAACUAGAAACAAUGGCUUCUGCUCUCACCAUUCCAUAUAUGAAGGGAAAGAGCAUCCAGAAA